This is a messenger RNA of Bicyclus anynana (squinting bush brown), 2925 nucleotides long. It is a transcript of the gene Loxl2, whose product is annotated as lysyl oxidase homolog 3A. The transcript is spliced from 9 exons. Bases 340 to 1797 code for a protein of 485 amino acids. Gene Ontology annotation, cellular component: membrane. The record is from RefSeq and is a predicted model, not a curated record. Gene Ontology annotation, biological process: peptidyl-lysine oxidation. Gene Ontology annotation, molecular function: copper ion binding; protein-lysine 6-oxidase activity. Lineage: Eukaryota; Metazoa; Arthropoda; Insecta; Lepidoptera; Nymphalidae.
UUCAAACGCCUGUGUGUAAACAAAAAAGUUAUACCCUGUGUUUGCUUUAGAAAGUCCACAUUCUAUUCCACAGUAUUUUUGGAAUGAAAUGUAGCUUCAACUUUACUUUGGCACAAAAAAAGUAAAUAACAAAAUACAAAUACGUACUUGCAAGUGGUCUGUGUUAUUAAAUUUUAGAUUAUGCUUAUUUGUAUUCAUAGAACUUAAUGUUGAUAAUUAAAAAAACAAAUUGUACAUUUAUAUUUUGUAAUUAUUGAGUUAUAUUUUUGAAACUAAAAGUGCAGUGAAAGUUUUGAAAGCGAUUUUAAUAGUAAUUGAUUUUAAUGGAACCUUUCUAAAAUGUAUUAUCGAAUAUUAUUCAUACUACUAGAAAUUGUAGUGAUAUUAUGUAAGGAUGUUAGUGACGACGAAAGAGCCACUAGAGCUGCUUUCAUACAGAGGUUGUUAAAUAAACAGAAGUUCUUAGAAGGCAGAGUAAAAUUGCUAGGAGGGACGAAUAAGUAUGAAGGCAACGUCUAUAUCUACCACGCUGGUCGAUGGGGAGCAGUGUGUGAUGAUUCGUGGGACGAUGCAGCAGCUCAUGUUGUAUGUCGCAAGUUCAACCGCACUGGAAGAGCCACCCACGGUGGACAGUUUGGAGAAGCUAAUGAAAAAUACUGGAUGGAUGAUGUAGUCUGCGAAGGCGAUGAAAAAUCUUUAUCCCAAUGUAUUUUUACUGGUUGGGGAUCGACAGAUUGUGAUAAAACUGAAGCUGCUGGAGUUAUAUGUACAAACAUGACAGAUAACACUGCACCGAGUAAUUUGAAACAAAAGCCAACUAAACGUUUACAUGAAGUCAUUGAUGUCGGGACUAGUAUACGCCUUGUUGGUGGAAGAAGUAGUGCAGAAGGUAGAGUAGAGAUCUACCACAACAGAAGAUGGGGCAGCAUAUGUCCAGAUGGCUGGACGUUAUACGAGGCUGCAGCUAUAUGCCGUCACCUGGCUCUAGGCUAUGCUGAACAGGCUCUCCAAACUGACUACUUCGGCAGCUCGGAGAUAAUCCUUAGUGGUGUACAUUGCGAGGGAAACGAUACUAACCUCUUUACGUGUAAACAUCAAGAGAUUGGUGACGUGGCAUGUCCUCGUGAAGCUGGUUACGUAGCGGCUGUGGUCUGUACAAAGCAGCUAGCUGAUUUACUUCUCGACACAACAGCCAUUGAAAGGUCCGCCCAUCUGCAAGACGUGCCAAUGUUUCAACUUCAAUGUGCUAUGGAGGAAAAUUGUCUGAGCAAAUCUGCUUAUGAGAUACAGAAAACAAAUCCCAACUGGCAGUUCGAAACCCGAAGGUUGCUGCGUUUCACUGCGUCUUCCUUGAACAUCGGUAAUGCAGAGUUCAGACCCUACCUGCCUAAGCAUCUCUGGCAAUGGCAUCUAUGUCACAUGCAUUACCACAGCAUGGAAGUGUUUGCAACGUUCGACGUACUGGAUGCCACUGGUCGGAGGGUGGCUGAGGGUCACAAAGCCUCCUUCUGCUUGGAGGACAACACUUGUCUACCGGGGGUAGAGAAGAAGUACUCCUGCAAGAACUAUGGCGAUCAAGGUGUAUCGGUAAACUGUUCGGACAUAUACCAAUACAACGUGGACUGCCAAUGGGUGGACGUCACAGAUGUGGAGCCUGGGGAUUACUCCUUCAAGGUAGCAGUGAACCCUCACGCACGAAUUGCCGAGCAAAACUACCACAACAACGCUGCAUCGUGUGUUUUGCGCCUUUCGGACACAUAUGCUUUUGUUUACGCCUGCAAGCUGCUCAGACCUUAGUUAUUUAAUUUUUCACUGUGUAUAUACUUUGAUUUUCGUAGAUUGAGACCGCUUGCACUCUCACUAUUGAUUAACCCAAAAGUUUAUACCACCUUAUAAAACAGUCAAUAAUUGAGGCGGUAGGAAAAUAGCGUCGCCAUUUUUCUACAAUAAAGCCAACUGUUUCGUGUAAAAAGCCGCGAACGAUCCAAGGUUGCCAACUGCGCGUCCACAGAUUACUCAUACUAAAUAAUAAUAUACAAAAUAAAUUAAAAGAAGCCGUGUCCUUAAGAUGAAAUUCUUUUUUUUCUUAUUUUAUUUUAUUGAUUAUACUACAUACUACAUCUUCAAUCUGGAUAAUUAUAAUUAAACUCAUAUGUUACUCCAAGUUAUGAUUUUGUUACAUCUUGAAAUGAUAUGUAAAUCAAUUAAGAAGUUUUGAGGAUUAGCGUGACCAAACAGACAAUAGAAUUUAAAACAUGGACUUUUUGUGAUCCACCGAUACAUACAAUUUUAUAAAAAUUCAAAUGUUAGUAUAACUACUACAAAAAUAACUUUAAAACGAGACUAUUAAGAGGAAAAAUUUAAAAAUACAGAAAUAUUAAUAUCUACUAUAAACCAUGAAAAAAUAUAUAUUCUUAGUUAAGUACAUUAUUAGUAAGAAAUAAAACAAGAAAUAAUUAAUUCAUAAAAUUACUUUAUUCGUCCAUACUUAAAUUACUAUCACAUGGUUACCAUAUUACAUAUUAUACUUGAGCAAACCACGACUAUACUUUUUAGUUACCUAUUAACAAUUUUCCCAAAAUAGCUACGAAUAUUACCUAUUUUACUAAUACUAAGUCUUAUUUACAGUGAUAUUUUGAACUUUUUAAGCUUACAUUAUAAUUAUGUUUAUAAAUAAAAGUGAUUGUUUGCUUGUCAUCUAUGCGUACUUAAUCCUACAAACUUCAACUAAAUUAAUGGUAAAUUUUUAAAUAUAUGUUUUAAAAAAAAAUGUCAUCUUCAGAUUAUUUUAGGGGAACGGAAUUGAAUCUAGAAUCUUAAAUGUCACGAAAAUAUCAAAUCGAAAAUAUUGUAUCAAAUUAUGAAUGAAUGAAGUGUCCGAGUGGUUCUUACGUAUGCAUGUUCUAGUACAUACAUACGUAAGAA